AUGGUUGACAAUAGAGUGAAGCCGGGUAACAUGUUGCUGGCAUUGAAGAAUUCCAACCCUCAGAAUCAGACUACCAUAAGGCAAGUGUACAAUGAGCGGAUGGCACACAUUAGGGCCAAGAGGAGACAAUUGUCAGAGAUGCAGCACUUGAUGAGGUUGUUAGAGGAAGACAGGUACAUGCACUGGUCCAGAACUGAAGAGGGUUCCACGGUGAUCCGGUCCUUAUUUUGGGCCCAUCCAGUUUCCAUCCACCUGUUCAGUCAAUUUCCUACUGUUGUCUUGCUUGAUAGCACGUACAAGACCAACAAGUAUAGGAUACCAUUGCUGGAGAUGGUUGGCAUGACAUCAGUUGCAUUCACAUACACCAUCGGUUUUGGCUACAUGUGCAAUGAACUUACAGCCACAUUCCCUACAGCAACUCACUUGCUAUGCCAAUUCCAUAUUGCUAAGUGUGUGAAGGCAAAGUGCAAGCUCACUAUCCAAGACAAGGAGAUGUGGGAUGAUGUCGGGGACGCAUGGAAUAGAGUCAUGUAUGCCGAGUCAGCGGAGGAAUUUAAUGCAGGCAUGGACUUCUUACGUUCACUUGUUGGGGAGCACUCUGACCUCAUGAAUUACAUUAAGGAAACUUGGUUGCCAUUUAAGCACAAGUUUGUGAAGUAUGCGAUUGACCGUUAUAUACACAUGGGUAACACAACUACUAACAGGGUUGAAGGUGCACACGCAAAACUGAAAGCGUGCAUCAAAGAUAGCAAGAGUGACAUGUGUGCGACUUGGGCAACUAUGAACAGAGAGCAUACAUUUAAGGACAAGUUGUACGACAACCUGCGUGGUGUAGUAUCAAGAUAUGCCCUCAUGUUGAUCGCAAAGGAGAAAACGCGCGUUGGAAAAUGCGGCUACACUAUCAGGAGGACACACAGCCUACCUUGUUCAUGUCGCCUUGGUAUGAUGACCACUAUUCCAUUGACGGCAGUGGACCAACAUUGGAGGAGGCUUACAUCAACAUCUGCACCUGAUGAAUCUCAACCUGUUUUGGGAUUGAGGAUUGCAACAGAGUUAGAGGUCAUUGCAAAGAUGUUUGAAGAAGCUAAUGUUUCGAGAAGACAAGCUAUCAAAGAGAGGCUUCGGGAGAUUGCAUACCCGGAUCAGACUUCUAUGUGUCCUCCUCCAAACAAGUUGCCUACAAGGGGUCGGCCCAAUGAACCUAAGGGUUCUACCAGACGCAUUCCUUGUGCUUGGGAGAAUGUUGAUGCAUUACAUGGGUCAAAGCAAGCUAGCAACUCAUCAGCUCCACAAGGCAAGGGGCGUAAGACCCGGUCGGCAAAACGGAAGAGCAUUCCUUCGAAGCAAUCUGCACCUAAGAAGAGAAGCAAGAGGAUAUCAAGCAAGUCAACUCAGCUCCCGCCACAGCACCCGCCACAACACCCGAAAGGCAAAGUUUACUCGGCCAACUACAUCCAUGAAGUGCUCGAAUUCCUCCGUGAAUAUGUCCUUGACAUUCACAAUGUUGAAGAUGAUGACAAUUGUGGAUAUAGAUGCAUUUAUUCCUUGAUGGGUAAGGGAGAACAAAAUUGGCGUCAAGUCCGAGAAGACAUGAUAAAGGAGCUUACAUUACGGCAAGGUGUUUAUCAUGGUAUGUAUGGCACCGACAAACAUUACGAAAAAGUACUACAAGACUUGCAUCUUGCUCCAAAUGAGUAUGUAACGGAGGAGAAGUGGUUAUGCGUGUCGGAUAGGGGCUACAUUGUUGCUACGAUGUACCAGGUACUUAUUUCAAGUGACUUUCCUUUGCCAACGGUUAAUCUACAAUGGAUGUAUCAUUGUACUGUUGAAGCUCGUGGUUGGCAGCUACCAUACCUGGAUCGCAUGACCCUGUUCAACAAACUCUCCCGAGAGGCAAAUGUAGACAUACAUAAGGUCGAUGGAAUCAUAAAUCUUGCUGAAGAUUAG
Messenger RNA from Lotus japonicus, 1947 nucleotides. RefSeq lists its product as uncharacterized. The coding region runs from base 1 to 1947 and encodes 648 amino acids. Lineage: Eukaryota; Viridiplantae; Streptophyta; Magnoliopsida; Fabales; Fabaceae. The transcript has 5 exons. The record is from RefSeq and is a predicted model, not a curated record.